This is a messenger RNA of Saccharomyces mikatae IFO 1815, 438 nucleotides long. It is a transcript of the gene LDO16, whose product is annotated as Ldo16p. Lineage: Eukaryota; Fungi; Ascomycota; Saccharomycetes; Saccharomycetales; Saccharomycetaceae. The record is from RefSeq and is a predicted model, not a curated record. The transcript has a single exon. The coding region runs from base 1 to 438 and encodes 145 amino acids.
AUGGUUUCUGCUGCUACGUUUUUCUUUUUUGUCUACCUACUAGUGUUCGUAGUGAUAGGGUUCUUUUCCUCAUUGUUCAUAAUUCCCCUAUUGGGAAUUUCUUUUGUGUUUGCCAUUGGAGUAGUAGCAUUUGGAUUUUGCAGCAACUUGAGUUUCAAAAUGGCACAAGUCGUUUAUGUACGGGCAGAUACCUUCUUGAAAAGGGUGCUCGACAAAAUGGCGCUACAAACACAACCAGCACAACCGCAGGAAACACUUUCCACUUUAAGGCCAGUAUCCAAUCCAACCAUCCCAAGUCCACUAAGACAAACAGCGCGCCCUUCUAAGUUUGUCACUGAAGAAGACGUUAUUUUUGAACCCGUCAGUGCUCAAAGUGCCAUUGCCCGUUCCUUAGAAACUACUGCUAAAGAAGCGGGUAACGGAUACAAGCUCUCUUGA